Messenger RNA from Fonsecaea nubica, 645 nucleotides. RefSeq lists its product as hypothetical. NCBI's taxonomy places the organism in Eukaryota, Fungi, Ascomycota, Eurotiomycetes, Chaetothyriales, Herpotrichiellaceae. The coding region runs from base 1 to 645 and encodes 214 amino acids. The transcript has a single exon. The record is from RefSeq and is a predicted model, not a curated record.
AUGGGACCAGAUUGGACAGAUUUCCUCGCAUACAUCACUUCGACUCCAGUCCCACCCGACGAGAUUGAACACUUCCGAACGACAUGGGCGAGAAAAUACAUUGACGAUCCGGCAUACAAGCCCGUCGUGACCUUCUCUCGCAUACCAAAGUCCGAAGGGGUCGACACGUUCUUUGCAAAGACCAUCCGAUCGCCUAGCACCGUCCCGAAUGCGUUGACCUUGAUCCGCAAAAAUUUUGUCACUCCGCCGGAAGAAGCGCAGUCGACGGCGAAGGGGCACCGAGAUGACGCUGCGCCGCAGCCACCGCCAGACUGUAUCUGGCUGCUCGACCUGCGCUCCGACCUCAACGGCUUCAAGGACACCACGCACGGCGGCGUGCUCUGCGCGCUCAUGGACGAGGCCCUCAGCAUCUGCGUCGAAAUCCACCGCCAGCAGACCAUGGGCAUGCGCUCGAACUUGUACACCGCCUACCUCACCACCAACUACCGCGCACCCGUCAUCAACCCGUGCACCGUGGUGAUCAAGACGCGGCUCGAGCGGCGCGAGGGGCGCAAGUGGUUCUUGGUUGGGUCUCUCGAGGAUGAGCAGGGGAGGGUCUUGACUGAGGCGAAUGGUCUCUGGAUCGCGGCCAAGGAGAAGUUGUGA